Messenger RNA from Aspergillus nidulans FGSC A4, 2293 nucleotides. RefSeq names its product transcriptional repressor TCF25 family protein. Bases 1 to 2193 code for a protein of 730 amino acids. The record is from RefSeq and is a predicted model, not a curated record. The transcript has a single exon. NCBI's taxonomy places the organism in Eukaryota, Fungi, Ascomycota, Eurotiomycetes, Eurotiales, Aspergillaceae.
AUGUCCUCCCGUGCGAUUCGCAAGCUGCAAAAGCUGCGUGAGCAAGAGCAGCAAGCCGAGCUACAAGCCCAAGAGUCGAGCGAAGACGAACUGAUAGCGAAGCCAUCGAAACCGAAACCAAAUGCCUUUGACCUUCUAAACGCGGCGGAUAAUGACGACGAUGAGGACGAACAGCCAUCGGAAGGCGAGGCUCCCGAGUCGGUAAAUCAACCAACAGAGGAGGUAACAAUCCCAGCAGCACCGGACCCAGUACAAAAGAAAAAGAAGAAGACAAAGAAUAAGAAGAAGAAAAAUGCGGCAAAACAGGAGCCUACGAAUGAAGGUUCUGCCGACAAAGAUCUGGAUGAGAUUGAUCGGGCGUUGAAGGAAUUGGCUGUCCAGUCGCAAGUAGAGGCCGGCGUGCAACGCACAGAAGAAAGAGUCGAUGCUCGGUUCUCAAGAGACCCGGAAGAUUUCUUGUCGAUUGACUCAAAGCAACUUAACGCAACGAAUGAAAUGCGCAAGCUGUUUGGCAAUGUCGUUCUGGAGAAUUUCGACCAGCCAGAUUCUGGCUCAGGCCGCAGACGGGACCGGGGCCGAGAAACAAUAGACCUUGGCCGUGCUUUAACGGGCAGAUACAGCCCUGCAAGUAGAGGACUCAGUCUCGCCGGAGUUACACAGAGGCGCAACAUCUUAUUCCAGGGCAAAGAUGAGUGGCCGCGGGCUCCCAGUGGUGGUCUGGGAAUGGAGGUAGCAGAGUCGCUUCCCAACGGCGUCACGGUCUACCGCUUCGUCCACAACGCCGCGUACCAAGAUGUCCAGAGGCAGUUUGACCUCUGCGUGGAGUCAAUGGAUCCGCAAAGGAUGAUCCAUCUCCUUCAGUAUAAUCCUUACCACAUCUCAACGCUCCUCCAAGUGUCAGAGAUCGCAAAACACCAAGGUGACCAUGCAGUAUCUGCAGACCUACUGGAGCGAGCACUUUUCAAUUUCGGUCGUUCGGUCCAUUCGUCAUUCGGGAAUCGCCUCAGAGAUGGCAGAGCUAGGCUUGACUUUCUACACGCGGAGAACCGCGAGCUGUGGCUUGUUGGUUGGAGGUACAUUGCCAACCUCGGAAUGAAGGGGACUUGGAGAACUGCAUAUGAAUGGGCGAAGCUGCUACUGAGCCUGGAUCUGAAAGACCCUUAUUGCAUUAAACUCAUGAUCGACAAUUUAGCGCUUCGUGGCAGAGAGUGGUCACACUUCAUCGAUCUCUGUACACAGACCAGGUUAUCGCAAGAGUGGAAAUACCUGCCAAACAUCCAGUGCUCUUUAGCUUUAGCAUACCUGCGACUGAACAAACAAAAGGAGUGUCGACAGCAGAUGCGUGUGGCAAUGUCCCGCUAUCCAUGGGUCUUCUGCAAGCUGGCCCAGGAACUCGACAUCCAGCCAAUUCCGAAGCGAAUCUGGGGUAAGCUUCCUCCUACUGAUGGGCACGAGCUGUUCACCGAACUCUACAUUGUGCGUACCAAAGACCUUUGGAACACUCCAGAGGUAAUCUCUCUUCUGGUCGAGGUAGCGGACACGCUAUCAGAGGGAGAUGAGCCGAUUGAACCACCAGAAAUUACUUUGGACAUUGCGCGCCAUGUUGUUCUUUCGGAUGUUCCACGCGUUACAACGCAUUUACCGACUCGUUUCGUCUCCGGGCGUAUCUCAGCUUCUGAUCCUCUACCACCUUACGAAUCGGAAGCAUUCCGACAGCAGUCGGAUCCCACGCCGUCCUAUCUGUCUCGAGUUCCCGAGGCCGAGAGGCCUGGCUGGAUUCGUAACCUUAUGGAGCAGCUGAACCACGGCGUGAUCCCCUUUCCUCGAUUUCGGGCCGGUGAUGAAGAGGACCAUGGAGAUAAUGAGCCGGUCGAAAAUCAUGUGCUACCCGUCUCGGGCCCUGAAGAGCAGGUAGUGCUCGAACAAUGGCUUCUCGGCGAUGGUCUGCAGACUCUUGAGGCGUUCAUUCGCCAGCAUGGCGUCGAUCGAGGUAACUGGGAUGAAGAAAUCGAUUAUUCCCCCUUACACGAAUAUGUUGAUACGCUAUUUGAAAUCGUACCGGACUCGGCCCGACAGGCGCUGCUUGAUGGUGCGAUCCGAGAAGCUGCGGGUCCCAUAGUUGUGAGUCUUCUGCAGGAUGAGAUGGAGCUUACACGGCUGGAGUUGGAGGAACAGCAACGUGAUGGACAAUGAUACCCCCCUUCCCCUGCCGCUAAGAAGGUUAAUGUAAAAAUACAACCUUUUAUGAUUUGUAUGAAUAUUUAACUUUGUACGUGGAAUUAUUGGCAUUCUG